CACCGCCCCCUCCGUCUUCCGGGUGCUCAGGGACGGGUGGGGCGGGAUGGGCAGGAGGAAGACUGUCACAUGACGCUGGAGCACACGUGACUCGGAGUACACAUGACUUCCCUUCGCGGGCCACCUCCGGGAGAGCAAGGACGCGAGGGAGCAGAGAUGGUCCGAGCCGCGCUGUCGCCGCCAUUCCUCCUGCUGCUGCUCUCCUGGGCGCCCCGAAGCGAGGCAGCCCCCGACCAGGACGAGAUCCAGUGCCUGCCAGGGCUGGCCAAGCAGCCGUCUUUCCGCCAGUACUCUGGCUACCUCAGAGGCUCCGGCUCCAAGCACCUCCACUACUGGUUUGUGGAGUCCCAGAAGGAUCCCAAGAGCAGCCCUGUGGUGCUGUGGCUCAAUGGAGGGCCAGGCUGUAGCUCCCUAGACGGCCUCCUCACCGAGCACGGCCCCUUCCUGAUCCAGCCAGACGGUGCCACUCUGGAGUACAACCCCUAUUCCUGGAACCUGAUUGCCAAUGUGUUAUACCUCGAGUCCCCAGCUGGGGUGGGCUUUUCCUACUCCGAUGACAAGUCUUAUGCAACCAAUGACACCGAGGUGGCCCAGAGCAAUUUUGAAGCCCUUAAAGAUUUCUUCCGCCUCUUCCCGGAAUACAAGGACCACGAGCUUUUCCUGACGGGAGAGAGCUAUGCCGGCAUCUAUAUCCCCACCCUGGCAGUGUUGGUCAUGCAGGACCCCAGCAUGAACCUUCAGGGGCUGGCUGUGGGCAACGGACUCUCCUGCUAUGAGCAAAAUGACAACUCCCUGGUCUAUUUCGCCUACUACCAUGGCCUUCUGGGAAACAGGCUCUGGUCUUCUCUCCAGACCCACUGCUGCUCUCAAAACAAGUGUAACUUCUACGACAACAAAGACCCAGAAUGCGUGACCAAUCUUCAGGAAGUGUCCCACAUCGUGGGCAGCUCCGGCCUCAACGUCUACAACCUCUACGCUCCAUGUGCUGGGGGGGUGCCCAGCCAUCUAAGGUACGAGAAGGACACUGUCGUGGUCCAGGAUCUGGGCAACACCUUCACUCGUCUGUCACCCAAGCGGAUGUGGCAUCAGGCACUGCUGCGUUCUGCGGGAAAGGUGCGCCUGGACCCCCCCUGCACCAACACCACAGCCGCCUCCACCUACCUCAACAACCCUCUCGUGCGGAAGGCCCUCCACAUCCCCAACCAGCUGCCCCGCUGGGACGUGUGCAACUUCCUGGUGAAUAUCCAGUACCACCGUCUCUACCAAACCAUGUGUUCCCAGUACCUGAAGCUGCUGGCCGCACAGAAAUACCGGAUCCUGCUGUACAACGGAGAUGUGGACAUGGCCUGCAAUUUCAUGGGAGACGAGUGGUUUGUGGAUUCCCUCAACCAGAAGAUGGAGGUACAGCGCCGGCCCUGGUUGGUGGACUACGGGGAUGGCGGGGAGCAGAUCGCUGGCUUCGUGAAGGAGUUCUCCCACAUCACCUUUCUUACCAUCAAGGGGGUUCUACCAAUUUCCAGGGCUAUUUCGAGUUUCUUCUACUCAGGGGCUCUUAGAACUUAUGCAGCCUCAUCAAGGGAGAAAGCUCGAUGUGCAUGCAGCCUGCAUAUAGGAAAUGGCUGGAAAACAUUCUGGACAACGGUCCAAAGACGACAAGCGACUGCCCGGAAGUGGCGGAGCCGCGCCGCAGCCAAGACCCAGGUCCUCGGUACGUCCAGAGAUUCCGUCACCAGGACUCCGCCCCCAGACCCGCAUGGAACAGCAAGGAAGGACGGCAGGAAGGGGAGGGGGCCCACAGCAAGCGGGGUCUACAGAGUCGGCAGGUCCUGCCACACUCAAGAUGGCGGCGCGGCAGCGGCGAGGUCCCUCAGAGGCGGUACCAGCGCAUGCGCAGCGCGGAGUCCCGGCCCGGGACACAAGAUGGCGGCAGCGGCGUUGGGGAGGGCGAGGCGGAGGCGGCAAAACGGGCGGUCGAGCAGAACGUGUAGUCGCGUCCCCUCGAGUCCGCUGCGGGCAGUUGCUGAUGCAAGGAAUCCCCUGGGCUCCCGUCCACUCCACUGCUGACCAGCCCACACGCCUGCACUGCACACUUUCCUGCAGGCCUCCCCACUGCCUCUCUGGGACCAGGGGGUCUAUCUGGCUGGAGAAGAAGGCCCUCUCAUGCUAGCGUUGCAGACCCCAGAGGGUGAGAGAAAGAGGGACCUUGUUCAGCCUUGAGACCUGUGGGUCCGCCCCGAGGCACCGGGAAUUCCUCUUCCCCAGAGGACCAAGGCAGCUCCCCUUGGUCAGUGGUUCCAAACCUUUUUAUCCUGGCCCCCUUUUGUUGUAUGUGUGUUCUCUUGUUCCCUGCAUUUUUAUCUGCCAAACUGUACAGACGAAGUAACCGUUCAUUUUC
Messenger RNA from Physeter macrocephalus (sperm whale), 2395 nucleotides. It is a transcript of the gene CTSA, whose product is annotated as cathepsin A. The coding region runs from base 103 to 2064 and encodes 653 amino acids. Gene Ontology annotation, molecular function: serine-type carboxypeptidase activity. Lineage: Eukaryota; Metazoa; Chordata; Mammalia; Artiodactyla; Physeteridae. The transcript has 18 exons. The record is from RefSeq and is a predicted model, not a curated record. Gene Ontology annotation, biological process: proteolysis.